GCGGGGGGGCCGCGGGUCCCACAGCGGCCUCCCGGGCGCCGCCCGCUGCUGAUGCCGCCGCCGCGGCCGUAGGCUCCCCCCGCCUCCCGGGGACACGGCGCACCGGUAUGAAGCGGUGCCGGUCGGACGAGCUGCAGCAGCCCGACGACGACCCCGGCGCCGUGGGGGAUCCGCCCGGCCCCGCCGCCAUGGAGGCCAAGCCCGGGGAGGCGGCGGCGGCCCCUGAGGCGGGUGCCGUCCCGCCGCCGCGCACCAAGCCCCCCGACCUGAAGAAGAUCCAGCAGCUCUCCGAAGGCUCCAUGUUCGGCCACGGCCUGAAGCACCUUUUCCACAGCCGCCGGCGAUCGCGGGAGCGGGAGCACCAGAACUCCCAGGACACGCCGCAGCCGCCGCCUCACUCCGGCCCGUCCGACCACGAGUCCCCUGACGAGAAGGAGAGAUCCCCGGAGAUGCACCGUGUCUCCUACGCCGUGUCCCUGCACGACCUGCCCGCACGGCCCACGGCCUUCAACCGCGUGCUGCAGCAGAUCCGCUCCCGGCCUUCCAUCAAGCGCGGCGCCAGCCUGCACAGCGGCAGCCGCCGGGCCAAGAGCGGCUCUUUGGAGCCUCAGAAAGGGAGCCCCCACCUCCUCCGGAAAGCCCCCCAGGACAGCAGCCUCACAGCCAUCCUGCAUCAGCACCAGGGUCGCCCCAGGUCUUCUUCCACCACUGACACUGCCAUUCUCCUGGCUGAGAGCGGGGCUGUUUACCUGCUGACUGAGGACACCGAGUGCCUGGCUGAUAAGCCCUUACCCAGAGCCAUGACAGAGGGAGAGGAUCCGGCCGCCUGGCGCAGCACCGGCCCCACGCUCUGCAGGAGUGACCAGGGCACCCUCAUGCCAGAACCACAUCCUCCUGACUCCUGUCCUGGGAAAAGGAUAUUGCUCUUAAAUUCUCUGCUGGGUGUCUUUCUGGACAAGGGGGACGUGGCAGCUCUCAGCCUGCCCUCCACCUCCGGGCACGGCGAUGCCGACGGCCCCGUGUGCCUGGACGUCCCUGAUGGCACCCCUGACCCUCACCGCACCAAAGCUGCCAUCGAGCACCUGCACCAGAAGAUCCUCAAGAUCACUGAGCAGAUCAAGAUCGAGCAGGAGGCUCGAGACGACAACGUGGCCGAGUACCUGAAGCUGGCCAACAACGCCGACAAGCAGCAAGCGUCCCGCAUCAAGCAGGUGUUCGAGAAGAAGAACCAGAAGUCGGCUCAGACCAUCGCUCAGCUGCACAAGAAGCUGGAGCAUUACCACAAGAAGCUGAAGGAGAUCGAGCAGAACGGCCCUUCCAGGCAGCCCAAGGAUGUUUUUAGGGACAUGCACCAAGGGCUCAAGGAUGUAGGAGCCAACGUUCGCUCCAGCAUCAGCGGCUUCGGUGGUGGCGUGGUGGAAGGUGUCAAGGGAGGGCUCUCAGGUUUGUCCCAGGCCACCCACACCGCUGUGGUGUCCAAGCCCCGGGAGUUCGCCAGCCUCAUCCGGAACAAGUUUGGCAGCGCAGACAACAUCGCCCACCUGAAGGACACGCUGGAUGAUGGGCACCCAGAGGAGGCUUCCAGGGCUCUCAGUGGCAGUGCCACCCUGGUCUCCAGCCCUAAGUAUGGCAGUGAUGACGAGUGCUCCAGUGCCACCUCGGGCUCGGCUGGUGGCAGCAACUCGGGGGCUGGAGCCGGUGGUUUGGGCAGCCCCAAGUCCAACACGUUGGACAGUCACCACAAUAACUUUGACACCAUCCUGGAGGAGCUGCGGGAGAUCAAGGACAGCCAGUCACACCUGGAGGACUCCAUGGAGGACCUGAAGGCCCAGCUGCAGAGGGAUUACACCUACAUGACACAGUGCUUGCAGGAGGAGCGGUACAGGUAUGAGCGGCUGGAGGAGCAGCUGAACGACCUCACCGAGCUGCACCAGAAUGAAAUGACCAACCUGAAGCAGGAGCUGGCCAGCAUGGAGGAGAAGGUGGCCUACCAGUCCUACGAGAGGGCACGGGACAUCCAGGAGGCCGUGGAGUCCUGCCUGACCCGAGUGACCAAGCUGGAGCUGCAGCAGCAGCAGCAGCAAGUGGUGCAGCUGGAAGGGGUGGAGAAUGCCAAUGCCAGGGCACUGCUGGGCAAGUUCAUCAAUGUCAUCCUGGCCCUGAUGGCCGUGCUGCUCGUCUUCGUCUCCACCAUCGCCAACUUCAUCACGCCGCUGAUGAAGACCCGCAUGCGCAUCCUCAGCACUGCCCUGCUCGUCCUCUGCCUCUUCUUCCUCUGGAAGCAUUGGGACUCCAUCACUUACUUUCUGGAGCACAUCCUGCUCCCCAGCUGAUCUGCAGCCCUGAGGCCUUUCCAUUUCCCCACAGAGGAGAGGGGCCAGGGGGGAGGAACAGUCAGUGGUCCAAAGCCUUCGGGUGGUUUCUUCACACGCUCAGUUUGUUGCUUUCCAGCCCCCCAUCCUCGCUGCAGCCAGGACCCCUCCGUGCUCUGGGGAUGUUUGGGGAGAGCAGGAUGGGGAAUGAGGAGAAGGAGGGGGUUUUUUUGGAAGAAACUGUUAAUUUAUGAGGCACUGGGGCUUUUGUAAGGGGUUAGGGUGGGUUCUGUUCGGAAGGAGCUUCUGCAGAGCUCCUGUCGAUGGGAAGGAUUGAGCUGGACCAAAGCCAACCCUGGGAACCCUUCCUGCAGAGACAGAGGAGAAAGGUUAGAGUGGGGGCUGAGUUUUUCCUUUCACUCUUGAAGUCCAACACAGCCAAAAAAAAGAGCUCACCCCCAGGAUGGAGCAAAAGCAAAGCACGUGCUGAAAGGAGAAAGCGGGUCCAAGACACAUGCAGCAGGACAUCCACAUCCCACCCCACCACAGCCUGGCCAGGACAGAGCAGGGCUGUGCCAUCAUCCCUGUGUCCUCACAGGGGGACUCAAGCCCACUUUUCCUUCCUUUAUUUAUUUCCCUUGCCUUUAGUUGAUUUGAUCUCUUCAGGGACACCUGGACUUGCCAGCAUCACACCUCUUGAGUUUCCCAGCCCCUGCACCGUGGUGUGUGUGUGUGUGUGUGUGUCUGUGUCUCUGUGUGUGUGUGUGGUUUGUAAUUUAAUUCAAGACCCUGGUUUCCAUUUGUGAAUCAAAGCUGGUGGAGGGGGGAGGGGGAAGAGGCAAGCAGCUGCCUCCCCAGCCCUGCCCAAGAGCACAGCAUGCUGUCUCA
This is a messenger RNA of Colius striatus (speckled mousebird), 3200 nucleotides long. RefSeq names its product transmembrane and coiled-coil domain family 2 (gene TMCC2). Gene Ontology annotation, cellular component: endomembrane system. Lineage: Eukaryota; Metazoa; Chordata; Aves; Coliiformes; Coliidae. The transcript is spliced from 6 exons. The record is from RefSeq and is a predicted model, not a curated record. Gene Ontology annotation, biological process: amyloid precursor protein metabolic process. The coding region runs from base 108 to 2333 and encodes 741 amino acids.